AUGAGCGACGGUCUUAGCUCCAGCUCCUCAACACUAUCACAGGAUGGCAAAGGAAAAGAUCUGGGAGCCGCUCUGCACGACUUUACUGCUUAUUACGGAUCGCCGCUUGACACUGUUUCGGCCAGUCUUCGUCCUUUAGGUGAUACAUCAAGCUCAGAAGGCGCUUUCAAGAAGAUUAAAGCGGAAAGCGUCACCUCGAGCGGCGUAUUCUCGUCAUCGUUAUCAGGAAUACCGUCAACGCCUGCUCGAAGGCGUCACCGCACAACGUUCACUCAGGAACAAUUGGCAGAGUUGGACUCAGCUUUUCAAAAGAGCCACUAUCCUGACAUUUACGUUCGCGAGGAGCUGGCACGGAUCACAAAACUGAACGAGGCCAGGAUACAAGUAUGGUUCCAAAACCGACGGGCGAAGCACCGAAAGCAGGAAAAGCAAUUGAACAAGACACUCAAUCCUCACCAGGCAAUAUUUGCCGCAAAUCCAGCCAGCAAUAUUAUGCGUCAGGGAAUGUAUCCGUCACCACUCGGUAACCCACGGGAUAGUUUUUGGUAUCCUUCGUAUCCACGGCAAAUGCCCUAUCCGACGGCUACUCCACCGUAUUCAACAAACUCCUUUACCAAUCCGAUAACCAACUUCAGCCCGUCGAUAGCCCCAUUCUCAUCGGACGAGGAUUUCUAUCAGAAAUCGCUUGCGUUACGAAUGUCCUGUCAGCCCACAGCGUCAGCAAAUAUCGCGAAUUUGAACUAUCCACAGAGUUAA
This is a messenger RNA of Necator americanus (New World hookworm), 756 nucleotides long. RefSeq lists its product as uncharacterized. The coding region runs from base 1 to 756 and encodes 251 amino acids. The transcript has 9 exons. Gene Ontology annotation, biological process: regulation of transcription by RNA polymerase II. The record is from RefSeq and is a predicted model, not a curated record. Gene Ontology annotation, molecular function: DNA-binding transcription factor activity, RNA polymerase II-specific; RNA polymerase II transcription regulatory region sequence-specific DNA binding. NCBI's taxonomy places the organism in Eukaryota, Metazoa, Nematoda, Chromadorea, Rhabditida, Ancylostomatidae.